AUGCCGCCGUACCGCGAGUCGAAGCUGACGUACAUUCUGAAGGAUUCCCUUGGCGGCAACUCGAAGACGUUCAUGAUCGCGACGGUGAGCCCGAGUGGGAUGAACUACGAGGAGACGCUGAGCACGCUGCGCUACGCGUCGCGCGCACGCGACAUUGUGAAUGUGACGAGGGUGAAUGAGGACCCGCGCGCCCGGCGCAUCCGCGAGCUGGAGGAGCAGAUGGAUCAGAUGCGCAAGGAUAUCCAGGGCAAGGACCCCGCAUACAUCGCUGAGCUGGAGGAGAAGCUCAGGCUGCUGGAGGCGGAGGCUCAGAAGCGCGCCGCCGAUUUACAGGCGCUGGAGAAGGAGCGUGAGAAGAACGAGAUCCGCGAGAAGAUGCUGCGCGCGACGGAGGCCGAGCGGCAGGAGCUCCUGAGCAGAGCCGUUGCUAGGGAGCGAGAGCUGGAGGAAGCGCGACGGCAGGCGGUGGAGUUGGCGCGUCACAAAGAUAUGCUUCUACGUGAGCAAGCGGAGAAGGAGCGCUGCCUGCUUGAGCAGGUACGGCUUCACGAAGCCGAGAUGGAGAAUCAUAAGAAUGAGUGGGUGAACGCGCUAGAGACGGAGCGGUUAUCCGUGCUUCACUUGCGUUGCGAGUGUGAUUUGUACGGUCUCCAGGUGAUGGAGAUGGAGACUCGGCACGGGGAAACGGUGACACAUCUGGAACGGCGCGUAGAGCUGCUACUGCUGGCGUACAAACACGCGGCAGAGCGUGCCAUCACCAAUGAGUUGGUGGAGAAGCGGGAGUCGGAGGCGAAGUUGGUGUCAUAUGUGGAAAUGCUGAAGAAAGAGCAGCAGACGACUGCUGCUGAGUGCGAACGUCUGUCCUCCGCGCUGAGGGAGGCGGAGGCAAAAAGCGGCGUGUUGUUCACGGCAAAUGCGUCUCUCACGAGCAAGCUUUCUCAGCUGGAGGGAGAGAUGUGCAGCAUGCGGGAUAGACUCUCAGAGGCCGCAUUCGACCGCAGCGCACUCACCGCGAACUUUGUGGCGGUUGAGGCCGCGAAGGCGGAGCUUGAGGACCUCUACCGCGACGCCAACAAUGAGUGUGAGAUGCUCCAGCGGAGACUCAACGCAGCCCCCGUCCGCACUCACCACUACAAGAAAUUCAACGGUGACGAGUGGAACGUUGUACUGUACGGCCGACCACAUGAGCUCAUGGAGGUCUUUACGGAGGAGGUAAGUACAGCAUGCAAGGUGCCGAAAGAUUCAAUUGAGAACGUGACGUUCACCCUUGGCAGCCUUGCAUGCGACUUCGACGUCACUCACGCCGCCGACAUAAGCAAGGAAGCCGUCGCUGCGUGCAUAUCCCAACAUCCCUUCAAUCGUAUGCAACGACUCUACGAUGACCGCUAUGGAGUUAAAAAAGGCAUUGACUUGGCCAACGACGAAAUCCAACGACUAGAAGCUCAACACGAGAGUCACACGAAGGAAAUAACGUAUCUCACUACAACGAUAGAUAAUGUAGAGAAGACAAACGAAGAUCUAAAAGAAGAACUUGCGAACGCAAACAACAACGACGCGGCCCUACAAAGAAAAAUCGACAUACUAGAAGUCAACCACAACAUAACUGAACAAAAGCUACAGGAUGCCACGGAAACCAUCAACAAACUCCACAGCAAUUUGACAGAGCUUCACAACGCCAAGGAAGAGGUGGAGAGGAACCUCGAGGCGAUGACGGCUGAGCGUGACGAGCUGACGGAGAAGCUGCAGAGCACCGAGGACGCCAAGGAAGAGGUGGAGAGGAACCUCGAGGCGAUGACGGCUGAGCGUGACGAGCUGACGGAGAAGCUGCAGAGCACCGAGGACGCCAAGGAAGAGGUGGAGAGGAACCUCGAGGCGAUGACGGCUGAGCGUGACGAGCUGACGGAGAAGCUGCAGAGCACCGAG
This is a messenger RNA of Trypanosoma rangeli, 1923 nucleotides long. Its product is annotated as kinesin-like protein. NCBI's taxonomy places the organism in Eukaryota, Euglenozoa, Kinetoplastea, Trypanosomatida, Trypanosomatidae. Gene Ontology annotation, biological process: microtubule-based movement; mitotic spindle organization. Gene Ontology annotation, molecular function: microtubule binding; ATP binding; microtubule motor activity. The annotation marks the transcript as partial. The record is from RefSeq and is a predicted model, not a curated record. The transcript has a single exon.